GGUGCAGAUGUCUUUCGUGUGUAUGGGUGCUUUACAUGUUUUCUGUUUAACUUUUUUUUUUCUCAUGAGCUGAUUAAAAUAGAACAAAUGCGAUUUUAGGAACGAUAUUUUACGGUAUUGUUGAACACAAUAUUAGUUUAGUUAUAGUUUAAUGUCAGUGUUGCAAACUAGGCUGGUUAGUUAGGGUUGCUAGCUAACUUAGCUUGAUAAUAGUUAACCACGAUGAGCUAGAUAGCUUGGAUGGCUAACGCUAACAACUACUUAAUGUACCGAACUGUUAUGUAUAUGGAAAAAGUAGGUACUCAUAGGUAGUUAUAGCUAGCUUGUUAACUAUUUGCUCUAGAUAGCUAGCAAUAAAACCUUUAAAAUGGAAGAUUCUGUAAGAGGUCUUAAGCUUAAAUUUUAGCUAGCAGCUAGUACACGUGAACUUUAGUAAAUUACUCUAGAGUCCAAAAUUCGUUGUGAAUAAAAAUUAAACAAUCCCUAUGUUUCAUAUGGGAGCAACCAGUGAGAUACGGUUUCUUCUACUAACCCUUAUACUCAGAAUAUUUACACAAAUUAUAUGUGGGAGUGGUAGCUCAGACACCUGUACAUGGAGGCAGUUAACAUGUGCACAAGACUCCUGUGCCAUGUUGGCACUAGGCACCUGUCUGUCUGUUUCUCGACGAGCUGGUACACUCUUCCUUCCAUAUUCCGCCAUUCUAACAUCUCACUCUCCCAAGCCCAGGCUUAUUCCUCUCGUGGAAGGAGGUCAGAUAGUGACCCAAUUAAAGGCAGGGAACAUGAACUCUCUUCACCUGAUCGUACACUGGACUUUCAGAUGACCAGUUUGCAGAUCAAUUCAGUGCUGCGAGCUAAUGAACAAUCAGUACGUAUUCCAGAAUUCGAUGGCCGUGGUGGCCUUAGCCCUGUGCUGAAGUUUGAGAGCAAUCAGCUUGCAGCCAAUUCUCCCCUAGAGGACAGACGCAGCAGUACCACAUGCCUGCAGACUCGGGGUAUGCUGUUUGGUGUUUUCGAUGGCCAUGGUGGUCACGCGUGUGCUCAGGCUGUUAGUGAGCGACUACCUUAUUAUAUUGCUGUGGCUAUGAUGCCAGAGGCUAGCCUCGAGGACCUUGAGGCUGCCAUGGAGAUGAUGCGGCCUGUACCUCCAAUUCUUCAAUGGUACAAGCACCACAACGACUUCAACUAUCGAGAGUCUGCUGCUCUCUAUGUGAAUCACUUGCGCGUUUACUGGCAGGAGCUCCUUGCAAGCGAAGAGCACGGUAAUGGUAUGAGCCCUGACGAGGCACUUUGUUACGCUUUUCAGCGUCUGGACACGGACCUCUCCCUGGAGGCACAGGUCCCAAUGGCCAGCGAUCUCAUGCGCAACACGGCUGUCCAGGCUGCCUUCACGGGUUGCACAGCCUGCCUUGCUCACGUGGGGCCAGAGGGCAUAUUUGUGGCAAAUGCCGGCGAUUGCCGAGCUGUGCUGGGUGUGCAGGAGAGCGAUGGGAGUUGGAGUGCGCUGCCCCUUACAAAGGACCACAAUGCCACCAACCAGGCAGAAGUGGAGCGGGUCCGUUCACAGCACCCAAUGAGUGAGCACCAGACGCUCCUUGUGGAUGACCGCCUCCUAGGGGUGCUGAUGCCGCUGCGUGCUUUCGGGGAUGUCCGCUUUAAGUGGAGCCGUGAGCUGCAGCAGAGUGUGUUGGAGAAUGGAGGCUGUGACCUGGAGGCACUCAACCUCUAUCAGUACUCUCCACCCCACUACCUCACUCCACCUUACCUCGAGGCCACACCAGAGGUCACCUACCACCGUCUACGGCCGCAGGACCACUUCCUAAUCCUAGCCUCAGACGGCCUGUGGGACGAACUGGACAACGAGGAAGCUGUGAGGCUCGUGGCAGAACACUUAACAGGCAUUCACCUGCAGGCGCCCCUCUCCACCAGCCAACAGCAACUUAGCUUGGGACAGAUGCACCAGUUGUUGCUACGUAGACAAGCACGCGCAACACCCGCCCUUGAUUUGAACUCUGCCACACACCUGAUUCGCCAUAGUCUCGGGACCAAUGAGUAUGGAGAAAUGGAUCAAGAGAGGCUGGCAGCUAUGCUGGCCCUGCCAGAUGACUUGGCACGUAUGUAUCGGGAUGACAUCACCGUCAUAGUAGUUUAUUUUAACUCUAGUCUAAACAAAACAUCUUGUAAUUAAGGUUAGAUAUGUGUACCAUAAUUACCGGUGAUCAUGUCAGUUUAGUCACUUAACAUAUGAAGACAGUCUCUAAAACAUGUUAAAUAAUGUAUUACAAAAUAUAAUCCUAAUCACUAAUAUUUCCUAAUAACUUGUGUAUGUGUAUUCAUUGUUUCUCAAAAAUCCAUAAUUUUCAUUUGGAAGAGUGUAAGGUUCUGUUUUAUUCCAAGCAUUAUACAUGACAUAGUUGCAGCCAACUACUGUUGGUUUUUUUUUAUUCCUCAAGUAAAACUCUUGUAAUGUCCAAAUGAGAUUUACUGUGAAGAACAGCUGUCAUAUUACAAUCAUGUUUUUUCACAUCCACUCUUAAGCAAUUUUUAUAGACCUUUAUGGAGAUUUAAUUGCUGUAUUCUUUGUAUGUGUGAAUUUAAGUUUGUGUUUUUUAUAACCUUGAUGAACAACAUUCACUUUCCCUUCCCUUUUUUGCCUUCAUCAUCAUUAAUUUGUUUACUUCCCUGGAUGUUUCCUAAGUUGUUUUCACAUGGAAUCACUGUAUAAAAUGUUUUCAGUCUAGUGACAACAAAGCAUCAAUCCAUUGGUAAGUUUAAAGUUCAUAGUUAUUGUAAAAUUCAGUGGUUCAUAAGUCAUGUUUAUGUUGAUGUACAUAUUGCAUAAUUUAAGGCCUACUGAUGUAUAAUAUUCUGUUACUUAAUGCUGUGAUGUAUAUCAGUUGGGAUGAGGGAAGGUCUGUUUUGUUGGGGGCUUUUUAAAUAGCCACAAUAUUUAAACACAUGAAAAAUAAAUAAAUACUGUAUUUUCACUAAAUUAUUUAAUUAUAAUAGUAACUUUCCUAUGUUAAUAUGAACAUUAUUUUUUUGUAGUCUGUAUUCUAGCCCCUUUGCCUUCUUUAUUAUUAAAAAUGAAAAUUGUAUUAUUUUAGUUGUAUUUUUGGAGGGGGAGUGGGAUGGGAAGGUGUCUGACUCAUGUUUCAAACAAUUCACUGUCCAAAGCCAGUUCUCUUGGAUAUCUGAGCAAUUGGAGCAAAAACAUCUUGCAUUACUGUAUAGAACUCUGUAUCUCAUACAUUACAUUAAUUUCUCAAUUGGUGACCAUUCCUUGGAAGUGUAACGUUUGAAUAUUUUAAGAAAUUAAAUUUUUAUUUCAUGAAUGGAAUUU
Molecule: messenger RNA, 3343 nt
Organism: Electrophorus electricus (electric eel)
Lineage: Eukaryota; Metazoa; Chordata; Actinopteri; Gymnotiformes; Gymnotidae
Gene: pdp2
Product: putative pyruvate dehydrogenase phosphatase isoenzyme 2
Biological process (GO): protein dephosphorylation
Cellular component (GO): mitochondrion
Molecular function (GO): cation binding; [pyruvate dehydrogenase (acetyl-transferring)]-phosphatase activity
Source: RefSeq, a predicted model, not a curated record